Messenger RNA from Caenorhabditis elegans, 619 nucleotides. It is a transcript of the gene C14A4.6, whose product is annotated as MARVEL domain-containing protein. NCBI's taxonomy places the organism in Eukaryota, Metazoa, Nematoda, Chromadorea, Rhabditida, Rhabditidae. The record is from RefSeq and is marked reviewed. The coding region runs from base 21 to 497 and encodes 158 amino acids. The transcript is spliced from 5 exons.
AUAUCUAACAAGACCAAAAAAUGCCACUGAAUGUGUCAAGAUUCAAGAAAAUCCCAGAACUCGUCAAGAUUUUGUCAUUGCUGGGAUCUUUGACACUACUCAUCUACCUUGGAACCAUCAAGUUCCGACCACCAGGAAUGUCAGUAAUUUGGUUCACAAUUGGAUGCUCCAUCGUCUUCGAUAUUUGCACAAUUGCAGUACUUCUCAAGGAGUACGAUAUCUCAAUAAUGGCGAUUCGAAUGCUACCGUAUGCAGCAAUUGAAUGUAUUGGAUCGAUUCUUGCAAUUAUUUGCUAUGUUAUCUCCAUGGCAAUAUCGAUUAGUAGUGAAGAAGUGACUGAUGAUUUCGGAUUUUUGGUGGUCGCAAUUUUUUGUUUUAUUAUUGCACUCAUCCACGUGUUCAAUCUGGUUGUAAAUGUUCGAAGAUGGAAUAAUGGAUCACAUCAUUUGAAUCCGGCUGGAGUCUACGAAUAUUCAAAUUAUGGAUCUGAAGCUUAACCUAUUCUUAAAUACCUAAAUACCUUCUCUUGUCACAUUUCUACAAAAACUUCGACUUUGAAAUUUAAGAUUUUAAUAUCUCACAAAACAAUGGAUUCAAAAUUAAAUAAAAAAUUAAAAUC